GAAGAAAGGGACAGAGAAACGCUGGAGCCUGCGAGAAAAGCUCUCACUGUAAGCGACUUCGUUUCGCAGCUCCCGAGGCUGCUGUCGAUGAAAAAACAAGUUCUUUGCGUGGAGGGAGAGGAGGAGAGGCGCAGUGGAAAGAGAAAAGAAAGAGUAAAACUCCCCAGUACGCAGUAGGCGCAGUGCGCACCUCUCCACUGUCCAAGGAGAUCACGCACAGCACCAAACACUUUCUCUCUCUACAUCUCUCUCCGCUUUCUCUCUCUACUUAUUGCGACAUCCCAUUCGAUUUUGAGAUUUGUUUGAGCUUACUAUUUGAAUCCCGCGAAUGCGAACGUUAAUCCGAAUCCAAACCCGAACUUGAACCGUAUCGGAGUGUGAAAAUGGAUCCGCCGACGCUCGUCAACCAGUGCUCGUUCCCUAACGCCAAUGCGACGUCGUUUGAUCUCCCGGAGAUCUGGCAGUUCGCGAUGAACGGAAGCGGCGCGAGCGCCGGAGAUUCCGUAGGAGCGUUGGGGCUGCGGAGGCCGAACUUCUCGCAGAGUUUCGCGCAGUUUGGGGACGUCUCGGGCUCGAUUCGGGACGUCUUGGCCGAUAGUGAUCCGAAUACGAUGAGUUUGGACCACCUAGGCAACCACGGCGGCGGACAUGGCGGUGCCUCUAGAAAAAGGCGCGACGCCAACGCCGACGCCGAGUCUCCCAAAAGCAGUGGCAAUAUUGGCGCGAGGGAUUGUGAUGGGAAACGGCUUAAAGCAUCGACUAGAUGCAGAGAUGAGAGUGCCCGUGAGUCGAAAGCCGAAGCGGAAACCAGUUCAUGCAAGCCGGCGGAGCAAAAUGCUCAGCCGCCUGAUCCGCCUAAGCAGGACUACAUACAUGUCCGAGCUAGAAGGGGCCAAGCUACUGAUAGCCACAGUCUUGCAGAAAGAGCUAGAAGAGAGAAGAUAAGCGAGAGGAUGAAAAUUCUCCAGGAUCUGGUCCCUGGUUGUAAUAAGGUUAUUGGAAAAGCACUGGUGCUUGAUGAGAUAAUUAAUUACGUCCAAUCGCUACAGCGUCAGGUUGAGUUCCUGUCGAUGAAGCUUGAAGCAGUUAAUACAAGAAUGAACCCCGGCAUUGAGGCGUUUCCUUGUAAAGAGUUCGGUCAACAAACAUUCGAUGCUGCUUCAAUGGCUUUCGGUACACAGCUUCCAAGGGAAUAUAGCCGCGGCAAUUCACCCGAGUGGUUGCAUAUGCAGGUUGGUGGUGGUUUCGAUAGAGCAACAUAGCCUAGAAAACCCGUCUUCAAAUUGGGAAUAAAACCGCAAAGGGAACGCUUCCUCCUUCAGUAGCUGUCGAAAAAGUAUACUGCAUUAUGUUAAAUCAACGAACACCUCCUCGUAUCCUACAUCAGGCAUGGAGUUGUGAUUAUUUCCGUCUACGAUGCUGCUGCUUAAGUUAGUAAUGUAACUAAACAUCACCAUCUGUUUGCGUGUCGGAAAAUCGAACUUCGAACUUCGUAUAUCAUCCCUGUAGCAGGAUACACAUUCUUCUCCGUAUAAAUACCGAAGCGAAUACCCCGGGGCAAUUAGUGACGUUCUUGUAAAAGAAUGAUGAUUGUUCUAUAUUUUUUAUGCUCCCACUUCUUGUGUAAACGUUGUUAGAACAUUGAUGAUUUGUUAUUAAGCUGAAACUACAUUAAUUAAAUAAAAUUAAUUAAGCCUCUGCUCUCUGGACGUGCUAGGCUUUAAUAUUUUGAA
Molecule: messenger RNA, 1733 nt
Organism: Malus domestica (apple)
Lineage: Eukaryota; Viridiplantae; Streptophyta; Magnoliopsida; Rosales; Rosaceae
Product: transcription factor BHLH089-like
Biological process (GO): regulation of DNA-templated transcription
Cellular component (GO): nucleus
Molecular function (GO): DNA-binding transcription factor activity; protein dimerization activity
Source: RefSeq, a predicted model, not a curated record